AUGCUACGCGUAUUGGCUUCUGUGCUUUUCGCGCUUCCGGUCGCGUUCUCCGCCCAAUACAACGUGUACCACCGUCUCUAUCAGCCUCACCUUCCCGAAUCGACAUUUUCUCCCCGAGGGACUCUGCUUAUACCUGAAACUGGGCCCGCGUCAUUUUUACCAUCCCCCACACUGGCCCAAGACCUCACGCAGCUCUCCGACGAACUCGAGACUGUCAAGGGUACUCUAUACCAGAUUGCAUUACAACUCGAUGACGCCAAUCCCGGCCAAUGGGACCUAGUCUCUGCUGUUAAAGUGUGCCACCUCCAUCAAGCUACUGCAGAGAAGUUUAUCAUCCAAACAACUCGCGCUGGCCAGCCAUACGCUCUGGAUUAUUUCGUCGCACCAACCUCGCACAAUGGCGCGUGUCCGAAGAAAGUAAAGAAACCGAUACUUGCGUUUGCCAACAACGUGGCUGCAUUGAACAGCACUAUUGAGCUCCGUGCAAUUCGCACUCCGCCAUCACUGGAACUACAUGUGCCUCCACCUCUCACACCGGAAGGCCAGCCUGUCGUUCCAGAACCCGAAAAGACUUUCUUCCAGAGGUACUGGCUUUAUGGGGCUGCCAUUCUUAUCGCCCUCAUGAUCUCUGGUGGCCCAGAGGAAGAGCAGAAAAAGUAG
This is a messenger RNA of Mycena indigotica, 660 nucleotides long. RefSeq lists its product as uncharacterized. The record is from RefSeq and is a predicted model, not a curated record. NCBI's taxonomy places the organism in Eukaryota, Fungi, Basidiomycota, Agaricomycetes, Agaricales, Mycenaceae. Bases 1 to 660 code for a protein of 219 amino acids. The transcript has 5 exons.